UCAAUCUCUCAGUAGCUGUCAUUGAAGUUUAGCAUUUGAAGACGAAUUGUUAAGCCAAAUCAUUUAUUAUGAACAAUGAGGAACUGUUUUGUUCUGGAAGUGAUACUGUUAUAUUUAAUUUCGUUUGUUAAAUUGGAUAAUAAUUUUGUAUUCAAACUGAAAGAUGCGCCACAACUUUACAAAGAUUUCACUAAGAGAUAUCAUCGGACGUUCGCAAGUGAAUACGACUACAACCAGAGAUAUUUGAAUUUCAUUCAAACUUUGAGGUACAUAAAUAGUAUAAAUGCACAAACAUUCACCCAGCAGAAGGUUUUACCGAAUCAAUUUGCUGAUUAUUCUGAUGAUGAGAGAAGAGAUUAUCUAAGAAAAACAGCGAAGCGCAUAGACCCUGAACUAAGAAUGAUAUUGAGGAUGAAUGAAAACCCUGAGGAAAGCAAGGAAGACAUGUUUCGAACUCAGCAGACAGAAAGAACGGGAUAUGGUAUACGUACAUACGCGUAAUAAUUUGACAAAACAGUGCUACGAGUAACAAAGCAAUGAAAUGCAUAAAAGUAAUGAAUAAUAUACAACAGGUCUCAGUAUUUUUAAUAAUUUAUUCGGUUGUGUGUGACAAUGAGUCAACACUGAAUGCGAUUCCCUAAAUACUCCUUCAAAGGCACAAGAAACUGGCAGCCAUCCUCAAAGCGGUCGAAUAAGUAACUGAAACACUGAGGCUGUAACAGAACUGUUCAAUUCCUACCAAAUUGUUCGGAUUUCCGGCUAGAUGAGAGUUCUCCCAAAGGGUUAAGCUAGUUUUGAACUUUAUGUUUGUAUUCAAGCGGCGAAGUUGUCAUAAAUAUUGGAGCCUCUGCUUGUCUAACUGGCGAGAACUACAUCAAACUGCUUUGUUGACGCAAAAGUUGGGGCAGCUCAAUAUCCUGUUCCUCGUAAAGUGGGCGAUUAUGAGGCCCCAAGUAAUUGUUUACGAUAAUAGGACGAUACUUCUUUCUACAACAAAAUCGUAAUCCUUAAUGAUUUCAUUUUCGGUAAAAGCAACCCUUUCUUUGGAUUGCCAUUAAAUUAAUUCACUUUUAAUCGGCCUCAUGAACGCCAAAUCCACGAAACGAGUAAAGAGAUGUAAAAUAAAUAGGAGGUUAUAACCGCAUUUUAUACUCAUUUUCAAUUUUCAAUUUUAGAAUUCCAUAAAGUUUGGUAGCGAAUACCAAAAAACGUUAAAAUAAUUUUGAAUAUGAAGCGUAAGAAUUUAAUAAAAUAUAAUAUAUUUUUUAGUGUCUGAUAUAAAUAAUAUUGGUAAUAUCCGAAAAGGCGAGAUAUAAAAGUUUUAAGCUUUCUUUUGUUCCAUUGGACACAGAGUAACAUAAUCCGCGUACGUUGGCUUGUCUGCGGUGUCUGAUGCCUUUGAGAAAUUGUCACGCCAAAGAUUUAGCGGUCCUAAAGCCGUCUGUCUGCCGAGACAAACAUUUUCAAUAACCCCGACUAAAUGAAGUGUGUGAAACUUUUAUUUCUUUCAAUCGCUUUAUUUUAAUGGUCAAAGGGAUUGUCGGAAAGCCUGAAAGCAUCGCGUAAAUAUUUGUGUAAAAAUGAAACUCGGGGAAUUAUUUCAUAAAGUAAUUGGUGCUGUUUCGUGUAUACCGUGUUCGUGAUAUAUUCGCGCUUCAUUGGGUUGUGUUGUUAAGCAAUUUUAGUACACGCAUCAUAUCAGAAAUGUUAAAUGAUACGGAAUACUUAUUACGUACCCAGUAAUAAAAUUCUUUAUAUUUUCCUUCGAGGUAUCGUGGUACACUUUUUUCACUAAUUAGUAUUCAGCUCUCUUUGGAGACCGAUAACUAAUUUGUAGGUACAAGAAAAUUCUGUCUCACAGAUGUACUGAGUAUCUGGAAUGUCAUAAUGUAUAAUUUAUCAAUUGAGUGUUAUGGUAUUAUGUGUGACACUAGAUAUGAUUUUUAUCUUAAGAAAUCUUUGGA
Spodoptera frugiperda (fall armyworm) is the source of this 1964-nucleotide messenger RNA. RefSeq lists its product as uncharacterized. The record is from RefSeq and is a predicted model, not a curated record. The coding region runs from base 76 to 501 and encodes 141 amino acids. The transcript is spliced from 2 exons. NCBI's taxonomy places the organism in Eukaryota, Metazoa, Arthropoda, Insecta, Lepidoptera, Noctuidae.